Messenger RNA from Carassius auratus (goldfish), 1923 nucleotides. Its product is annotated as rho GTPase-activating protein 15-like. Gene Ontology annotation, cellular component: cytoplasm. The transcript is spliced from 17 exons. Gene Ontology annotation, molecular function: protein binding; phospholipid binding. Bases 123 to 1691 code for a protein of 522 amino acids. Gene Ontology annotation, biological process: regulation of GTPase activity; signal transduction. Lineage: Eukaryota; Metazoa; Chordata; Actinopteri; Cypriniformes; Cyprinidae. The record is from RefSeq and is a predicted model, not a curated record.
GGGAUCAAUACUGUGACUUCAGAACUGGACGCUGUUACUACAUCAACACCGUUACCGAGGAGCGCUCGUGGAAACCUCCGCGCCGAGCCCGCGAAAGCCACGCCCACCAAAACAAGGUCGGGAUGGUUCAGCGUGACAUCAGGCACCUGUCGCUCCCAUUACAGAACUCAGGAAGCAGCUCAAUGCACAGGCUCUCGCCUGACCUCUCCUACAUUACCCAUGAUGCCAAUGGCUGGCAGCUGAGUCAGAGAAUGCAGCACGCGGCGUCUUCUGAAGCACUUAGCUCCGCCUCUGAUGCGUUAGGCGACGCCCAUUACAGAAGCUCCAUCAGCCAAUCCUACUCCAUGUUCCUCCCCUCACAGGAACAGAGAGCUUCUGCAAAUGGCAAGUCAGAUUACAGUCUGGAGGAAUCUGACAGCUCCACAGACACUGAAGGAGUCACACCGGAACUUGAAAAGGCCGGUCUGCUCAACAAAACCAAGAUAGCAGAAGGAGGCAGGAAACUGAGGAAAAACUGGAACCCGUCAUGGGUGGUGCUGGUGGGAAACAGUCUCGUCUUCUUCAAAGACCCCAAAAGCCAGAAUCCUGACAGCUGGAAGCCGGGGAACAGUCGUCCGGAGAGCAGCGUGGAUCUGAGAGGAGCUCAGCUUCAGUGGGCCAACGAUCUGUCCAGCAGAAAAAACGUCUUCAAGCUGAGGACGGUUACAGGAAAUGAAUUUUUGCUGCAGUCAGAGACAGAAUUGCUCAUCAGAGAAUGGUACAGAACCAUCCAAAAUGUCAUCGACAGGCUGGAUAAGGAGAAUCCUCUGGAUAACGUGCUGCAGUAUUCUCUGAGGAGAGCCGGAUCGGUGGAGAUGUUGGAUCAGAGCGGAGACGAGGACGAGACUCGCGGUGGAAAUAAGACCUCAUUGCCUCGCUCCGCGUCUAACCUGGAGAGCUCGGAGCACAAGCGUGUGAAGAGCCGCUUGAAGAAGCUGAUCCUCCGGAGACCUCCGCUGCAGACGCUGCAGGAGAAAGGACUCAUUAAAGAUCAGGUGUUCGGCUGUGGGCUGGAGCUGCUGUGUGAGCGAGAGAAGAGCUGCGUCCCUCAGUUCGUCAGGAAAUGCACCGAUACUGUGGAGAGGAGAGGUUUGGAGACUGAUGGGAUUUACAGAGUCAGCGGGAAUCUGGCCGUCAUUCAGAAACUGCGCUUCUCUGUCAAUCACGAGCGAGCCGUGACCACAGAUGGACGCUAUCUCUUCCCUGAGGAUUUAGUUCAAGAGCGUCUGGAUCUGGACGACCCGCAGUGGGAGGACAUCCACGUCAUCACCGGAGCACUCAAGCUGUUCUUCAGAGAGCUGCCCGAGCCGCUCGUGCCCUACGAGUUCUUCCAGGACAUCGUGGAGACCGUCAAACUGUCUGAUCACGAGGAGAAGGUGGAGAGACUGAAGCUGCUGGUCCUCAGUAUGCCUCCGCCCAACCACCACACCCUACGACACAUGAUCCGACACCUCAGACGGGUGAUGGAGUGCUCCGACAGCAAUCGCAUGACCACGCAGAACAUCGGCAUCGUGUUCGGCCCCACGCUGAUGCGUCCCGAGAACGAGAGCGGAAACAUGGCCUUUAACAUGGUGUACCAGAACCAGGCCGUGGAGCUGCUGCUGAGCCAAUACCUGCAGAUCUUCGGAGACGAGCAGACGGGAGCUUCCUGAAACAAUCCCAGACUGCACUGGGACACGAGGACGAGUCUGGACACAGACUGCAGCAUUACUCCACAGACUCACCGGAGAUAUGAGAGACCACCACCGGCUCACGUGUCACAAAUAAUAAGAGUAAUAAAAAGAAAUAAUAUUUUGCAUGAAGAAAAUGAAUUUUUACGACCAUUAAGAUCACAUAAUAAUAUUGUCCUAUUUUUAAUUAAACACAUUUUCGACAUAAAUUCUC